This is a messenger RNA of Schistocerca nitens (vagrant locust), 739 nucleotides long. Its product is annotated as malate dehydrogenase, cytoplasmic-like. The record is from RefSeq and is a predicted model, not a curated record. The coding region runs from base 314 to 667 and encodes 117 amino acids. Gene Ontology annotation, molecular function: L-malate dehydrogenase (NAD+) activity. Gene Ontology annotation, biological process: oxaloacetate metabolic process; tricarboxylic acid cycle; malate metabolic process. The transcript has 3 exons. NCBI's taxonomy places the organism in Eukaryota, Metazoa, Arthropoda, Insecta, Orthoptera, Acrididae.
UAGAUGCUAUGUUAAGUGUGAUGCUAUAGUUGUAAUUAUGAUGCUGCUCAUUUUGACAGUUGACGAAUAUUCCAUCAUGUUAUAAACACAUGCAAAACUAAUUUUGCAGGUUGGAGCACAUCUCCGACUAGACGCAUCAUGUGUGGAUGGUGCUAUCAUAUGGGGUAACUCAUGGGGUGUGCACUUCUUACCUGAUCUCUAUCAUGCUACUGUUACUUUGCCUGAAACACUGGCCAGACUGAGAGAAAGAAAGCAGCCAGCACGUAAAGUAGUUGCGGAUGAUGUGUGGCUGAAAAAGGACCUCCAUAAACAGAUGGUGAAACAACAAAACAUACAAAGAGGUUCAAAGCCAGCACGUUUUAACCUCAGUCAAUCAACAGCAAUUAUAAAACAUAUACAUGAUUUGUGGCAUGGCACAGAACCAGAUAAGGCUGUGUCAAUGGCUGUGUUCUCAGACGGCUCUUAUGAUGUUCCUCCAGGUUUGAUGUUUACAAUGCCAACAGUGUGGAAAGAUCGCUCAUGGAAAAUCAAACAGCUUCCCAUUGAUGCAUUUGUGGAGCUGAGUAUCAAGAGGAUAGUGCGUGAAAUUGAGGCAGAAACCAAGAGAGUAAUGAAGGUUUGGGAGGAGGAAGAAAGGGCCUACACUUCUCUAAAGACUCAAGACUGAACUCAAAUUAAUGUUUUGUGCGUUUUGUUCUAUAUUAUGAUGUGUUCAGCGUUAAUAGCUAUUCAUGUGGUG